Molecule: messenger RNA, 1205 nt
Organism: Gastrolobium bilobum
Lineage: Eukaryota; Viridiplantae; Streptophyta; Magnoliopsida; Fabales; Fabaceae
Exons: 4
Coding region: 12-425 (137 amino acids)
Source: RefSeq, a predicted model, not a curated record
UUGAAGGGUCUAUGGAUAUGAAGAGCAGUUGUAGUUCUUCAAUUAUUAGGCAUCAUUCUGUGAAUUCAUCAAGUUUUAUAGCACAUCAAAUGGAUCAUGAUGCUGAGAGUGAACAUGAUUUGGAAGCAGGAGCCAUAAGUGAUCGAGCUCUUCAUAGCAUUAGAUUGUCUUUUGACCACGUUUCAGAAGAUGGGGUGGUUGUUUCAAAUCCAGGGGUUCACAAAUUGCAACCUUAUCAAGAUGGGGCAUCCAAUUCUUUCUCUUCUAUUAAGCCAUUAACACCUGAACUGAUGACCCCUCUUUUAAGUAAUGAAAGAGAGGAUUCUGAAGACAUAAAACAGGAACCUGAAAAAGAAUUGCCAAAGUUACUGCAUUCCGCUUUAUGUCUGGUUCAUUUGGCUGUUUUUGGUAUUCUUGGGGAUUGAGACAUUUGGACCAACCGUGAGUGAUCAACCAUUGGAGCAAGCUAUGGAGCUUGAAUAGCUCAUUGGAAUUGGUGUAUGUUUGUAAAAGUUGAUUGCUGAAACUGUUGGUGAAGAACAAAGGUUGACUGAAGCAUUGAGGUAAGCCUUCGGACCUUGGGUGUAAUUCCCUUGACUGUUCUACCAAGCCCUGAAAGGGUGGAGGUUGUGAUUGUGUAUAUAAAUGCAAUAAAAUAGUGUAAUGCUUUGUUAUACGUAUGUGUAUGCAUUUGGUGUGGCAUAGGAUGGUGUUUCCCUAUGUUGGUAUGUUGCAUGACGAUGCGUAAAUCAUACUUGGUAGUUAGCUGGCCAGUAGGACUAUUUGCAUCUGAGUUUCCUUAGGACAGCUUGAGAGCUCGAGGGAUUUCUCCUGGAGAUGUAUUGCACUUUGCAUAGAUAUGUAUUUACUGCAUUAUUAUUGUUAUUGCUAUUACACUGAUAUGGAACUGUGGGGUGGAGAGAUGCUCCAAGGACCCCUGGUUUACUGGAUAUAUUCGUAUAUCUCACCCCGUGUUGUGGGGACCCCCUUUCAGGUAAGGAUGCUGCAGGAGCCUCUGGUGGCAAGUGGCCAUAUCUGGAUUAUGCAUGAAAUAUGGCAUUUCUUUGAGUUUAUGCAUGCCUUUUGUAGUUGACAUGUAUAGGAUUUUAUUUUGAAAGCCCAUGGUCAUUUGUAUAUCUUGAUUCAUUGGAUGAACUUAGCCUAUGCUCAUGCCUUUGGUUACACCUUUUGUUGAUGGGAGCCAA